Messenger RNA from Patiria miniata (bat star), 2186 nucleotides. RefSeq lists its product as uncharacterized. Lineage: Eukaryota; Metazoa; Echinodermata; Asteroidea; Valvatida; Asterinidae. The transcript is spliced from 8 exons. The coding region runs from base 249 to 1421 and encodes 390 amino acids. The record is from RefSeq and is a predicted model, not a curated record.
AAGAGUUCAAGUCGACAAUGACCUGGGUAGUUGUGGGUGUGUGGUGUGUCGGCUCGCUCAAUCUAUUUCACGGCACCGCUGGCUGCUGACUGCUAACGCAAGUCAUUAUCGUCGAGCACUCCAUAAUUUGUUGCACAAGUUGGUGCUCAAAGAACACACGACGUUGGAAGACAUACAGCCGAAGCAGUCACUUUCGUAAAGAAACCCAACUUGACUCUCAUCUAGCAAGGAUUAUAGCCCAACGGCGCAUGCACAACAUGUCAUCAGAGGCGUUCUUCUCCACCCCUGCCGGCGUUAAAGACUACUGUACCGCCACGAACUACCAGGAAUGGAGCGAUUUUAUCAACCAAACGAUGAACGAAGUGAUUCAGGUGGAAGAAACGAUUGUUGGAGUGGGGAAAAGCCAGUUCUACAAUCCACAGAUCAAGCCAGCUGGAGAGGACAGGGUCACUCAAAAAGUAACAUGGAAUGGUUUCCCUCGCCGUCUGCAGCAAGAUUUUCCAGAAUCGUACCUAGAAGUUGCAGACAAGCAAGACGGAUGGCCUCACAACGGCGAAGAGUUCAAGAAAGCCAGAAACCAAGACGAAUACCUGGAGUGGUACGUCUACAAGAACGAUCGGGGCCAAAUUACCCGCGUGGAUUUCACCUGCGAAGGCCCCGAGUACUGGGAUUGUCUGUUCCAAUGGGAACCAGAGACUUGCCUUGCUCUCUACAAGAACUAUAUCUCCCCUGAUGUCAAGCUCCAGGACCUCUACACUGAGGAUCAAGGUAAGAAGAUAUACGACACUUACAACAAGUGGAAUACCACCGAUGGGUGUAUGCACCUCAACUGCCCGCCCAACUCUCUCGGCGCGGAAGUCAGACUGGCUGGAGAUGCGUCUAUCAUUCGCAAGAAAAAUGGCAGCAUUAUUACAGACUCGCAAGAACUGAUCAACUGCUCCCAGUAUGGUCGGGCCGACCGGAACAGCGAUCCUCACAUCGGCUCAGCCUGCAACUCGCUGUGUCGCCUCGGCAAAAGGAUCAGCAUUGCCAACCCCGUCUGCCUGUUCAUUGCCGAUGUGAAGACUGCUGGUUGGACCACCCCAAACGGGGAUGAUGCCUCCAAGUACAUGAAACUCCUCCGCGGGACCGCAGAGGAAGGCCUGCGGUACAGUUUAGAGGUGCCUGCUUCUGAAGGCUUCACUGUAGGUGACAUCGAGAUAGCCGGUGUGCCCAUCCAAUAUGGCGGAUCGGUGGCCUUCCUGAUGGAUGUGGGUCUGACAGCUGAGGCCUGUACUGACACCAAUGGAGUCCAACCAGCCCAUCCAUGCGUUGGCACCUCACCGAAGGGUCUUGCUUUGAACCUUCUUGCCCUCAAUACCUUGCACCCUCUGCUAAAGGUCAAGAAUCACUAUUUUGCCCGUGGCUACACAGCUAUGUAAAACCCCUGAGUAGACCAAGGGACCAAUUCCAAGGAUCUGCGCUUAGCAAAAUAAUGUGUUUAGCAACAUAGCACAUUUUUUGUGCUAAUACCAGCUGCAUGAAUUGGUCCACAGGUCAUUCGAUCAUUAAUAUAUAGGUCCACAUGACUAGUUUGAUACCGUGGUUUCACAGCUCUAUCUAAUCGUCUGUGGCCCGCUUUUAGAACUCCAUCAAAGUAGCUCUUAUUUCCCAUUACCUGUAGCUUAUCUUUUCUUUCGCCUAUACAUCGUGAUUAUCCCCUACACUCGUUUGCUGUUUUCCCCUUUAAUUUGUUCGUGUCACUGCUCCUCGUUUGGCUGACUCACUUCGUUAUGCUACAUGGUGUGUCCAAAAGAAAGUGUGUGUCCAAAUCUUUAAAAGAAUACAAUACAAUUAAAUUACAUUGGAAGAAUGUACAUGUUAUUGACUAGUUAUGUUACCGUACGUAAUUUGCGUGCUACUCACAAGCUAUUUCUAUUUUACUAGAAAUGACACAAAAUUCAGCUGUCCACGUACCACUGAUCAUUUUAAUACCUAUACGCAUCAGUGAAUACACUAUUAUUCAAUGAACCAUGGAGCUGUUUUUUCUGCCUAGAAUUAACGAAAACUUGCAAAGGAAAACAAAGUCCCCAUCAUUGUUUGAGAAAAACACAAGACUUGAGACUUUUGGAUUAUUAACCGUACUUGUUGUUUUAGUAUUGUUAUGCUUAGUUCCUCCUUUAUUUAGUACUCUUUAUCAAUUAUUC